CUCUGUGGUCUUCCAUCUCCUAUCACCUUCGUCUUGUUCAAGCGUUGAGCGCACAGCAUUCUAUUCUCUAUCGCAGGUCGACUAAUAAUUAUCCUUUUAACAUCACUUGAUAGUGCUUUCAUCUCAACCGUUGUAUUCUUUGCGCAAUCGAAAACCAUCAUGGAAAAAUACACUGACUCCAACUCAUCGCAAGGCGAUGCCGAAAACACCGCUUUUAUCACAACACCCUACCAAAGCGAUGAAAGGCAACGGCGGAGAAGCUACAUCUAUCUUACACUAUUCAACCUGUUCCUUUUCACAGUGUCAAUGCUGUCCUUGCUAUGCUCGGUCAUGUCGCAAAGAGACUACUCGGGCCAUUCAGCGGCUAAGCUAAUGGAUCAGUUCGACAUCUUCUCGCCUGCAAAGCACGUUGUCGAGUACAGUCACACGAAGUUUGAAUUAGCCAACCCUUUGAACUCUUCGAAAUAUGUCGGUAUUACCGAUGAUGUAGAGAACGCAUGGAUGGACGUCGCAUACCUGCCCGAUCAAAUGGUGUCGAUGGAAGACUUCCCCAAGCUGCAAAAGCCCGCCGACGCCCUUCAAGUCACGGACCCCAAAACAGGCGAAACAGGAUACCGAGUCGGUCUAGAAGUCUUCCACCAACUGCACUGCCUCAACCUCCUCCGCAUGUCAACAUACCCAGACUACUACACCAAGCUCUGGUGGAGCGACACCAACGACAAGCCUGAAAAGGUCAGAGCGCAUCUAGAUCACUGCAUCGAGAUCCUCCGCAUGAACCUCAUGUGUCUUUCCGACGUCAACGUCUUCACGUUCCACCCACAAGAGGGCAAGGAGGGGUACUGGCCUGACUACGAGAGUCACCAUGUAUGCAGAAACUUCGACAAGAUCAAGGAUUGGGCCAACGACAAUGCGAUGCCGGACCUUGAUGUGUAGGCUUAGCUUUCAGGCCGGUUGGAGACGGCGCGUGUAUAUAGUGUAACAGCAUCGAAAAUGCAUCUGCAGCGAGUAGAGAAGCAUGAUCACGCAACAAAUCUAAUGCUCAUGGUGAGUGAUCGAGUACCCUUGUUGUCGUUGUUGCAUGCUGUUCACAUGCUCCUCUACCCCAUAUGAAACAGGCUGUUUCAGUUUCGCAUCACAGUCCGUGUAUCUCGCCCCGCCUAUGCACCUUUGUCAUGCAGCAUUAUGCUUUGUUUUUCCAACUGCUUGGGCAGAGAGCGCAUGAAUCGCUGUCGAAUCGAUUCGGUCAGUGGCUGCAACGAUGAUGCCCUC
Molecule: messenger RNA, 1269 nt
Organism: Alternaria rosae
Lineage: Eukaryota; Fungi; Ascomycota; Dothideomycetes; Pleosporales; Pleosporaceae
Exons: 3
Coding region: 160-933 (257 amino acids)
Biological process (GO): mycotoxin biosynthetic process
Source: RefSeq, a predicted model, not a curated record